Molecule: messenger RNA, 1983 nt
Organism: Acanthosepion pharaonis
Lineage: Eukaryota; Metazoa; Mollusca; Cephalopoda; Sepiida; Sepiidae
Source: the annotation of a GenBank genome assembly
AUGGUAGAAGGGGUAUUGAUUCAUUCAGAGGGGGAAGAAGAGAGGCUCUUUGGGGGUAAUUUUCUCUUGUUUCCUGACUGGCGAAGGCUGGCACCGAUUGAGCCUUGGUUUUUGACUGCUUCUUUCUUUGCUUCUUCGACGCCUACUUUUUGCCAGUUCUAUCCUCUGUUCUUUCAACCUCGUUUCUUCCGUUUCAUCUACAUUGCUAUCGCUAUUUCGAUUGCUUUCCUUUCCUCCCCCAACCCUUUCCACCACACCAAUAAUUUCUUUUUGCCCAAUCUCCAGGUUGCUACCAUAAUAAUCAUCAUUGCCAUCUAUCUAUCUAUCUAUCUAUCUAUCUAUCUAUCUAUCUAUCUAUCUAUCUAUCGCAAAGCUGGGUCAGUCUAUCUAUCUAUCUAUCUAUCUAUCUAUCUAUCUAUCUAUCUAUCUAUCUAUCUCUUAGUCUAUCUAUCUAUCUAUUGUGUUGAUAUAAUUCGAUCCAUCUUGACCAAUUUGUUCAUAUCUCUCUAUCAUUCGAAACCCACGCUCUCUUUAUCCCUGUCUGUUUGUCUGUCUCUCUCAUUUCCUAUGUCUCUCUCUAUACAUAUCGUUCUAUCCCCCUAUCUUUCUACCCACAUAUCACACUCUGUCUUUCUGCCCUUUGCCUUUUUUGAUCUUGUUUACUUUUCUAUUUCUUCUUUUCGUUUUCCCUCUUCUUUUGACGUUGUUCUUUUUUUUACUCUUCCAUUUAUUUUCUAUAUGCACUUGGCUUUUUUCCUUCAACCAUUUACUUUAUUCUUCUUCAUUUUCUUCCUUUCACUUUCUUUCUUUUCAAUUUGCUCGAUUCUUCUUUCUUUUCCUUUUCCUUCUUUUGCCUUUGUUUCUUUUAUUUUAUUCUCUCUUUCGCUUUGUUUCUUUCGGCUUUUUUUUUCUCGCCGUGCUUUUCCUUUUUCCUUUCAUUACUUUCUUUUCCUUUGGCUUUGUUUAAUCUUCAUGCAAUAUCUUUUUUUUUUUGCUUUGCUUCUUCUUUUCGCUUUGCUUCUUCUUUUCGCUUUGCCUCUUCCUUUCGCUUUGCUUCUACCUUUCGCUUUGCUUCUUCUUUUCGCUUUGCUUCUACCUUUCGCUUUGCUUCUUCCUUUCGCUUUGCUUCUUCCUUUCGCUUUGCCUCUUCCUUUCGCUUUGCUUCUUCUUUUCGCUUUGCUUCUUCUUUUCGCUUUGCCUCUUCCUUUCGCUUUGCUUCUACCUUUCGCUUUGCUUCUUCCUUUCGCUUUGCUUCUUCUUUUCGCUUUGCUUCUUCUUUUCGCUUUGCUUCUUCCUUUCGCUUUGCCUCUUCCUUUCGCUUUGCUUCUUCUUUUCCUUUGCUUCUUCUUUUCCUUUGCCUCUUCCUUUCCUUUGCUUCUACCUUUCCUUUGCUUCUUCUUUUCGCUUUGCUUCUUCUUUUCGCUUUGCUUCUUCCUUUCCUUUCCUCCUUUGCUUCUUCCUUUCCUUUGCCUCUUCCUUUCCUUUGCUUCUUCUUUUCCUUUGCCUCUUCCUUUCCUUUGCUUCUACCUUUCCUUUGCUUCUUCCUUUCGCUUUGCUUCUUCUUUUCGCUUUGCUUCUUCCUUUCGCUUUGCCUCUUCCUUUCGCUUUGCUUCUUCUUUUCGCUUUGCCUCUUCCUUUCGCUUUGCUUCUACCUUUCGCUUUGCUUCUACCUUUCGCUUUGCUUCUUCCUUUCGCUUUGCUUCUUCCUUUCGCUUUGCUUCUUCCUUUCGCUUUGCUUCUUCUUUUCGCUUUGCUUCUUCUUUUCGCUUUGCUUCUUCUUUUCGCUUUGCCUCUUCUUUUCGCCUUCCUUCUAUUUUUCGCUUUUCAUCUACUUCUUCAUUUUGGCCGGGGUUAUUUUUUUUUUACAUAUUAAUUCCCUUCUACUUAUUCACCUUUUUCAAUUCUUUUAGCACUUCCUCUUCUUCUUCUUCUUCUUCUUCCUUCUUCUUCUUCUUCUUCUUCUUCUUCUUCUUCUUCUUCUAG